UGCUGAGUAGCGGUGAGCCAGCAUUCGCUCCCUCGCUUGUUUUGCCUCCAGCCGACCGAGAGACGAGCCUGAGAGUCCAGGAGAGAGGAAACUACAGCACCCACAAUCCUCUGCCUGCAGCCGGUCUGUUGCCUGGCCUGCAGCGAAGCCCCGUGGAACCCUGGGAGUCGCAGUCCUUGCUAACCGGUCGGUGGUGGAGGCAGAGAGAGAGAGAGGCUGACGUGCCAUGACAACUGCCAGAGAGAGAGAAAGAAACUGAGUCAUGUCUGCCGGCCUGGACGAUACAGACAGCGUGUUCGAUCUGAACGAGGUCCCAGAGACGGAGCUGCUGGAUAACAGCAUCCAGAAGGGCCGCGCCCAGCUGUCCGUCAGGGCCCGGCGGCAGCGGCCCUCCAGAUCACGGUACAGAGACAGCGUGAGCUCCACGGAGGGCGACGACAGUCUGGAGAGGAAGGCACGUCACUCUCCAGAUGAUGAAGGCGUGCCAUUGGCUGCCCCCCCGCGGGGGCGGUACCGUCAACUGACCAACACCACGUCUCAGGAGGCGCUGGUGACCCCCAGCAGCUCGCCCUCCAGGUCCUGCCCCCCCUCCGACUGCUCACGGGUCUACAUGAGGAGGAGUAGGAGGCCCGACAGUGAAGUGUUGGUUUCUGAUUCGAGUCGGGACACCAGUCCGAGUGAUCCCGGCAGUCCGGCCGUCGUCUUUGACAAGAAAACCAAGAGACGCUUCCUGGACCUCGGGGUGACUCUCAGGCGCUCCUACAUCCGGGUGAGGAAAGAUAAAUCCAACCGGCUCUCUGUGGGCAGCAGGGAGCCGUCUGAGAGUCCGUCCCGCUCCUCAGGGUCCUUCGUCCCCUUCUCCUGGUUCACUGAAGGACGGGGGUCGCUCUCCUCCUCCGAGACGCCCCCCACCUCCCCCAAAAUCCCCCCGCUGAGCUCCCCGAGACCUCGCAAGUCUCACUCGCAGGAGUCGGCUCUCAGCGAGGAGUUCUCUCCUCCUCACACCUCCUGCUCCACCCCCCCCCCUGUCGACUCCUCCAGGUCCUCACAUCCAUACCACACCCUGUCCCAGUCCUCGGACGAGCCCUUCGAGGAGCCGUCCUGUCUCGUGUCCUCCUGGACGACUCAGCAGGUUUGUCAUUGGCUGAGAGCACUGAACAUGGAGCAAUAUGUCCUAGAGUUCAGUGCGAGAGACGUGGACGGAGAGCAGCUGCUGCAGAUGGACAGCAACAAGCUGAAGGCUCUGGGCGUGCUCAGUUCCUCCGAUCGCAGCGCUCUGAAGCGUCGCAUCAAAGAUUUCCACUCUGCAGCCGAGAAGGAGAGAAAAGCUCUGAGACAGAAAGAGAAACAACGAAGAAGAGACAACGAGCAACACCGGAACUGACCUCCACACCGGUUGAUAUUGAAAAUUGUAAAUUUCCCCGUUAUGGGAGUAAUAAAGGAUUUCGGAUUUCUGAAUAUGUACGAAGACAAAGUUGAAAUGUUAUAAAGUAUGAAAAUUGACUGCUACGGUGGCCCCGAAGGACAAACGUCCAGAGAAAGUUUUUGAUGAAAUAAAUAAAAUUCAUCAUUUGAAAAAAACUGUAAAAUAUUUCACCUGAAAGUGACGAGCAGGUUAAGCCUCGCACUCUCUGGCGGGCCACGCCCUGAUACGUCGCCACUUGAACUUGUGUUUCCUGCAGAGCGGGAACAUUUGUUGUGUUGCAGACGUUUGUCAGCAGGACGAGCUGGUGAAGGAGAAGAAGAAGAAGAAGAAGGAGGAGAAGGAGAAGAAGAAGAAGAAGAGGAAGGAGGAGGAGAAGAAGGAGAAGGAGAAGGAGAAGAAGGAGGAGAAGAAGAAGAAGAGGGAAGGAGGAGAAGAAGGAGAAGAAGGAGGAGGAGAAGAGGAAGGAGAAGAAGGAGAAGAAGAAGGAGGAGAAGCAGCUGAUCUCAGGCCCUCCGCUCACUCAGAAACAACAACAAUGGCGACUCGUCGUGGAGAGAAAAAUAUUAAAUAUUGUGUCGACAUUUAAUGAAAAAGAAGUAAAGAAGAACUCAGACAUUCAGAUUAUUCUUUCAGCCGUCGUCCACUGUACUGACUGACCUUUGACCUCCACAAUAAAACAAAAGUUACGUCUGUAACUACGGUUCCAUUUCAUCCUUACUGACCACCAGAGGCAGUGCUUAACACUGGAUGACUUAUAACAACAGAGUCGAGAGGAAUCCCGAAUACCUACCUCAUAAAGGUGGCGCAAAGGGACUCUGCAGAAGAACCACGCCUAACAGAUAAGCGGUGGCUACAUUGACCCUGUAAAACCUGGAGAAUAUGCUCGGUGAUGCCCAUGUGGCCGCAGCACAUAUGUCCUCUAAGGGCACACCUCUCAGGGUUGCCCAUGAUGUGGAGACACUCCUGGUGGCGUGACACUUUACACUUUGUGGCAGAGAACGGUCAUUCGCCCUGUAUGCAUGGGAAAUUACAUCCACAAUCCAGUGGUACAGGCGCUGCUUCGAGAGAGCGUAGCCUUUCUUAGGACCACCGUAACAGAAAGAGUUGUUCUGUCUUAUGCAUGCGGUAUACAUAUGCGGUAUACUUGAUAUAAGCUCUGAGGGCUUGAACCGGUCACAAGAAUUUUGUCUCCUACGGUGGGGUCAAACUGUGCCAACUGGAUAGGCCGAUUCAGAUGUGAGCUUGCCAACACCUUAGGAAGGAACGCUGUAUUUGACCACAGCGUGACACCAGAGCCAUCAGAAUUCCACCUUAAACAUGAAUUGUUCACAGACAAGGUUUGUAGCUCCCCUACACACUUUGCUGAAAUGAUGGCAAGGAGAAAAACAGUCUUGGCCGACAGUCGUCUCAGCUCUGCCUGUUCCAAAGGUUCAAAGGGAGGCAAACAUAGAGUGUCCAAAACCAGGGGCAGGUCCCAUAUAGGAGCCCUUGGGGCCCUCGGGGGGCGCAACCUCAGAGCUCCCUUAAGCCUGUGGCUCUGUCGAAGCACUCUGAGAAGUGUUGUAAGAUCAGAGGAAGGGGUGGAAAGGCGUCUGGCUUACACGUCUGGCCACGUGUAAGCCAGAGCGUCCUGACCCAGAGGGCUGGUCUUCUCCGUCAGGGAGAACCAUAGGGGACAGUGGGUUGAAAGCUUCGAGGCAAAAAUAUCUCACUUUGCCCCGCCGAAGAGACCCCAGAUGUUGAGCCCCACCUCUGGAUGAAGCCGCCACUUCCCUGGUAGAUACAUUGCCCAUAGGCUGGUCAAGCAAGGGGCUGGUCACAUCAGAAAAGCCUGGGAUAUUUCUAGUGACCGACCGAACAAGCACACUCAGGUAUGGCAGGAAGUGCUUGAGCGCUAGGUGCACAGCCCGUAGCUCUAGCACAUUGAUGUGCUUUGUACGGUCGCGGGCAGACCACUGUCCCCGAGCCGUCCUGUUCUGUCACACCACCCCCAAUCAGGGAGGCUGGAAUCUGUGGUAACAGUCUCUCUGCGGGAAGGACAGAUAAGCCCUCUCCCUCCAUGGGGAUAGAGCAAAGAGGCAAUGGUGUGACACCCUGACCCUCCUGUGUCUGUGGCACUUGGCGUCAAAGUGGAGGCAGUUUAGCCAUCUCUGCAGGGGGCGCAGUGACAAUAAGCCUAAGGGAACGACAGCUGAGGCAGCUGGCAGUUUGACCAAGAGGCGGAGAAACAGAAUGUAGGGCAAAGACUGACGUCCUCGGAAGAGGGGCAGAAGUUUAAGGAUGUCGUCUACGCUUUGAGCUGAUGGACAGGUCCUCAUAGUGACUGUGUCCAGAGCGACACCAAUGAAGGUCAGGCUCUGAGAGGGAUUAGAAAAACGUUUCUCCAAGUUCACCUUGAGACCCAGCAGGGCCACGUGAGACAGAAGGAGAGCCGUGUCCCGGGUCGACUGAAACUGGGAUGGCGUACAACUAGUCGUUUAGGUACAGCAGAAUCUUUAUGCCCCGACACUGCAGAGGCAAGAGGGUUGCUGCGACACACCUGGUGAACACCCGUGGGGAGAGGGAGACCAAAUAGAAGCACCCUAAACUGAAAAUGACGUCCUUGGAAGGCAAAACGAAGAAACUGCCUGGGAUGAGGCACAAUAGGGAAUGGUCACUUUGAAUUGACCCGGCUGAAGACAGGGGGACGGCGUCGGAACUGAAGCUUGUACCCAUGGGUUAAGGUGGAAACCACCCAUGGGUGUGAAGCUUGAGCUUCCCAGUAGCUGAGCUGCUGCUGGGGGAAAAAAAACGACAGCCGGCCCCGAGGCCUCAAUCCCAGCCCCCUGGCUCCUGGGGACUCUGGGGGGGGCGAUGGAAAGAUCCCAACCCCCCACGGCUGCCCGGUGGGGGCGCGAGCAUAGCCGCGAUGGUAGUGGGCCGGCGCUGAGGCCCUGGUGCCUACUGGAGUGAACUGUUGGCUGGGGACAGCCUCGGGGGGGCAGCUAUGUGGAACCCCUAGGCCUGCCAGGAGGGAAGGCGCAUCCCUACAAUGACCCGAGAACUGCCGCCUGGUCUGCCUAGCCUGAACAGUUCGCUCUAGCCCAUGUAGGCCAGCUUAGCAGAACAGCUCUCCCGGUUCCACUGGGACCGAACGCAGGGUCCUUCUACAGACCUUUGACAAAGGUAACUGCGCCAGCCACACCUGGCGGCGAGUCUGAACCAAAGUGGAAAUCAGGCGUCCAUGUUCUCCUGACAUUAAGGCUAAUGCCUGUAGUGAAGCAUCACUGAGGCUGGUGGAGGAAGCGUCGAGAACAUCCUGCUGCAGGGAGGAUGAGAGGGUGAACAUGAGGUGAGAGAGGGAGUCUUGCCGAUACGGCCCAUAAGCCCUAGACAGUAGAUCAUCAGUGACCUGACAUUGGAGUCCAGGGCACCUGGCAUUCUGCCUCAGCUUCAUCAGGGGAAACUAUGAGGGAAGUGAUGGUAGGCUCAACAGCUGGCAUGUAGUCAAGGCCAAAUAUUCCCGCGUUCUGUAUGUCCGCCAGGGUUUGGCCGAAGGUGGCGGGUGCCAAAGUGCACCUGAAGAAAGUACUAGCAGGCGUCGAUUCUGACUGCUGUACAUCCAGCUGCAGGCAAGCCAACGCCAUGCGACUGACAGCCCCCACGGAACAGAUUUCUGCCUCCUCCAAGGAGCAAUAAGCCUAGGAACAGGAGCCAGGCCCGCUUCUGGAAGCACAGGAGGGCUCCUCUUCGUCGCACUCAUUAAUUGAGUGGCUGAAGCCAUCUAGACCCCAAUGCACCCCGAGACCUAAACAAACAAUACAACGCACCCCGAGACGUACACAAACAAUACAACGCACCCCGAGACGUAAACAAGCAAUGGAACUCACCCCGAGACGUAAACAUACAAUACAAUGUACCCCGAGACGUAAACAAACAAUACAACGCACCCGAGACGUAAACAUACAAUACAAUGUACCCCAAGACGUAAACAAACAAUACAACACACCCCGAGACGUAAACAAACAAUACAACGUACCCCGAGACGUAAACAAGCAAUGGAACUCAUCCCGAGACGUACACAAAUAGAACGCACCCCGAGACGUACACAAACAAUACAACGCACCCCGAGAGGUACACAAAUAGAACGCACCCCGAGACGUACACAAACAAUACAACGCACCCCGAGAUGUACACAAACAAUAGAACGCACCCCGAGACGUACACAAACAAUACAACGCACCCCGAGACGUAAACAAAAAAUACAACGCACCCGAGACGUAAACAUACAAUACAACGCACCCCGAGACGUAAACAAACAAUACAACGCACCCCGAGACGUAAACAAACAAUACAACGCACACCGAGACGUAAACAAACAAUACAACGCACCCCGAGACGUAAACAAACAAUACAACGCACCCCGAGACGUAAACAAACAAUACAAUGCACCCCGAGACGUAAACAAACAAUACAACGUACCCCGAGACGUAAACAUACAAUACAACGCACCCCGAGACGUAAACAAACAAUACAACGUACCCCGAGACGUAAACAAACAAUACAACGUACCCCGAGACGUAAACAAACAAUACAACGCACCCUGAGACGUAAACAAACAAUACAACGCACCCGAGACG
Molecule: messenger RNA, 6045 nt
Organism: Cottoperca gobio
Lineage: Eukaryota; Metazoa; Chordata; Actinopteri; Perciformes; Bovichtidae
Gene: samd14
Product: sterile alpha motif domain containing 14
Exons: 10
Coding region: 263-1384 (373 amino acids)
Biological process (GO): actin filament organization; calcium-mediated signaling; neuron projection development
Cellular component (GO): actin cytoskeleton; cytoplasm; postsynaptic density
Molecular function (GO): actin filament binding
Source: RefSeq, a predicted model, not a curated record